Molecule: messenger RNA, 1227 nt
Organism: Elaeis guineensis (African oil palm)
Lineage: Eukaryota; Viridiplantae; Streptophyta; Magnoliopsida; Arecales; Arecaceae
Product: protein neprosin-like
Source: RefSeq, a predicted model, not a curated record
AGUGGUUGAAAGAAGGGCACCAUGAAGGUAUAUAUUAGCAUGAGCUAUGAUUUGGUGGCGUUAUUGCUCGUGAUCAUCUCCUUAUGGUGUAUUGAGACCAAGGCACAGGCCACGAUGCAGCAAUUGAGGGUUCAACAGUACCUGAAGCGAUUGAAUAAAUCUACCAUCAAGAGCAUAAAGAGCCCGGAUGGGGAUAUCAUAGACUGUGUCCAUAUCUAUCAUCAGCCAGCCUUUGAUCAUCCUUUGCUCGAAAACCAUACUAUCCAGAUGAGGCCAAGUAUCCUCCCAUCAGGUCUAUAUGAUGAGAAUGAGGUAGCAUCAAAGAUGGAAGGUAGCUCCAUACCUCAGCAUUGGCAUCAAAAUGGGAGGUGCCCCGAGGACACCAUCCCUAUUAGGAGGACCAAGAAAGACGAGCUGCUGAGUGUCAGCUCUAUCGAAAGACAUGGAAAGAAGAGGCACGGGACAAUCCCAAAUGCCACUUCCGCAGAUGCAGAGGAGUUUGCGGUUGUUUAUGCAACGGGCGAGUACUAUGGAGCAAAGGCAAUCAUAAAUGUGUGGAACCCGACGGUGGCGCGGCCACAUGAUUUCAGUGCAAGUGCGCUUUGGGUUAUGGCGGGUCCUUUCGACCAAUUCAAUGCCGUCGAAGCUGGCUGGCAUGUUCAUCCAGGCCUGUAUGGAGAUAAUAAAACAAGGCUAUUUACUUCCUGGACUAUCGAUGGUUACACAUCAACAGGCUGCUACAACCUACUCUGCUCUGGGUUCAUUCAAGUCAACAACGACAUAGCAUUGGGUUCCGAUAUUAGCCCUAUUUCUAGCUAUGGUGGACGCCAAUAUGAGAUCACUUUACUUAUUUCGAAGGAUCCAAAAACUGGGAAUUGGUGGUUGCAGUUUGGGAAUCUGUCUCCAUUGGGCUACUGGCCUUCUUCCUUGUUCCACGACUUGUCCGAUAGUGCCUCCUUGAUAGAAUGGGGAGGGCAGGUUGCCAACCGACAAGUAGGGGGUGGUCAGUACCCCUCCACAAUGAUGGGCAGUGGCCAUGUCCCAGAACAAGGUUUUGGCAAGGCGAGCUACUUCAAAAACAUUCAAAUAGUUGAUCAGUUCAACGAUCUUCGAGCUCCUCCUCAGGGAACUAAGACUAUCACUACAAACCCCAGCUGCUAUCAUGUGCGCUAUGCAAAUAAUUACAUCUACUAUGGGGGUCCUGGUAGCAAUCCCAGUUGUCCAUAG